AUGUCUGCACCACAAAAGAAAUUGUCUGGUGCUGCUUUUCGAAAGAAAAGAAGGCUCCAAGAAGAAGACACUUCUAAGAUGGCUGGAUCAUUAAAUAGGUUCUUUAAACCUGAUCCAGUACUGAAAGCUGUAAGUGAGACUAAAGAGAAUCGUGAAGCUGUAGAUGUCGAACCACACCCUUCUACUUCAACUACUACUGUGGGCGAACAUUCUUUGGGCAUAGAAAGUGAUACAAACACCGAGGAAGAAAGUUCACCGAAAUCAUCAUCAUCAUCAUCAGAAGAUGAAAAUGCAAAAAGCACGCUGGCAGACCUCUUUGAUCCAGCUGACUGGCCUGAAAUGCUUACUAGCUCACUAAAAGAAACCAUCGUUCUGAAAGGUCCGGCAAAGCCAAAAGAGCACUUUGCAUUUCCUAAAGAUGCAUCCAAGAGACGGUUUACAUCAACCCACUAUAGACGGCGCCUUGGAAAUGGUGAAGUGCAUGUUAGAAAGUGGCUUAGUUAUUCUCCUAGACUGGAUAAAAUAUUUUGCUUUUGUUGUAAACUCUUUACAACUACGAAAAUUAGCCUGACUACGGGAGGCUACAAUGAUUGGAAAAAUUUGUCCCAGUGUCUGGCUACACAUGAAGUGUCUCCAUCUCACCUCACUGCUAAGGGAAACUGGACAGAACUGUUAACAAGGCUUGGGUCUGGAAGUACUAUUGACCAUUCAUACCAAAGAUUAUUGGCAACUGAAACGCAGCACUGGCAGAAUGUUCUUCAGCGGCUGGUAGCCAUUGUUCAAUAUCUUGGGAAGCAGUGCUUGGCCUUCAGGGGCAGCAGUGACACGCUGUACUCUGAAAAUAAUGGAAAUUACUUGAAACUUGUCGAAAUGAUGGCAACAUUUGAUAGUGUGAUGCAAAGCCACUUGAAAAAGAUACAGAAUUCAGAAAUUCAUCAGCAUUAUUUAGGAAAAACAUCCAAAAUGAACUAA
Messenger RNA from Pelobates cultripes (western spadefoot toad), 972 nucleotides. Lineage: Eukaryota; Metazoa; Chordata; Amphibia; Anura; Pelobatidae. The record is from the annotation of a GenBank genome assembly.